Colletotrichum higginsianum IMI 349063 is the source of this 1104-nucleotide messenger RNA. RefSeq names its product Homocitrate synthase. NCBI's taxonomy places the organism in Eukaryota, Fungi, Ascomycota, Sordariomycetes, Glomerellales, Glomerellaceae. The record is from RefSeq and is a predicted model, not a curated record. The coding region runs from base 1 to 1104 and encodes 367 amino acids. The transcript is spliced from 2 exons.
AUGCCUCUUCAUUUACUGGGCAAAAAGUCCUGGAACGUUUACAAUGCGGACAACAUCGCCCGCGUCCGCCGAGAUGAGGCCGCUGCAAAGGCCAAGGAAGAGGCUGAGGAGCAGCGUAUGCAAGAAGUCGAUGCCGAGCGCCGUCUAGCCAUCCUUCGAGGCGAAGCGCCACCGCCUCUUGCCCCAGUUGAAGCCCCUGAAGAUGAGCCACGGCCUCGGGACCGUGAUGCUGGAUCCGCCGGUAGAGAGAAGAAGAAGCGCAAGCGCGCUGGUGAGGACGAUACUGAGUUUGAGUUACGUGUUGCAAAAGAGCGUGCGGACGUAUUAGAAACGGCAAACGAUACGCUGCGCAAGUCGACCAGCUCUGCACCUAUCGUCGACAGCGCCGGCCAUAUCGACCUCUUUGGCGAAGAGCGCAAACAGGGUCGCCAUCUGAAGAACGAAGAAGCCGAGAAAGAGGCCGCCAAAAAGAAGAAGGAACUCGAAGAUCAAUACACCAUGCGAUUCUCGAAUGCUGCCGGUAGGGACGGCUUGGUCGGUCCCUGGUAUGCCGCCUCCGGGGCCAUCACAGAACUCGAACCCCCGAGUAAGGAUGCAUGGGGCAAUGAAGACCCUGGGCGGAAGAAGAGAGAUGCCGAGAGGAUAGUUUCGAACGAUCCUCUCGCCUUGAUGAAAAUGGGUGCCUCCAGGGUGCGCCAAGUCAAGAAGGAACGCCAAAACCUCGAAGCCGAGCGACAGGGAGAACUGGAACAACUACGCAUGGAGGAGAAGCGCAAGCGCAAGGAGAGGCAUGAGCGGUGGAGACGAGAUCAAAAACGGUUUGAAGAACGACACCUCAGACCUCGAUCCCAAGAAAGGGGUCGCGACGAAGAAAGACAUGGAUCCAGGAAGGAUGAUGACCGUCGCCGUGUAUCGACCCGAGACGAUGAGCGCUCCCGAAAUGAUGGCCGUCGCCACAGAGAAAGAAGCCAGCGUUCCGAAAGAGGGGUCGGAGAUGAAAAGAGACGAUCAACAGUCACACAAAAUCAGGACGAAACAACAAGCCAGCCAGAAAGUGAAAGAGGCAAGCGGGACUCGGUUCCACAACGACGACAGGACAGUUGA